AUGGAUCAUCUUGAAGAUGAUGAAAAAAGUUAUUACAAAAACUUAAAAGAGUUAGAUAAGGCUGAGGUUGAAAAAAUACAAAGGUUCUUUUCUUAUUGGAAUCAAUUUCAAGUUGACAAGAAUGAGGUCAAGUUUACAUAUCUUUAUAAGCUUAUCGAAAAACCAAGAAAUUUGACUUGGAAGGCAGAAACUGUUGGAGGAAAAAUCGUCAUUGUCAAGUUCACAAAGAACUAUAAUUUGGAUAAAAAUAUUCUUUAUGCUGAUGAUGAAUCUUUUAAAGAGUUAGUUUCUGAUUCAGUUUCAGCAAAAUCAUCUUUCCCAGAUGAAUUGGCAAGAAAAUACCUAAUGGUAUCAAA
This is a messenger RNA of Funneliformis geosporum, 356 nucleotides long. Lineage: Eukaryota; Fungi; Glomeromycota; Glomeromycetes; Glomerales; Glomeraceae. The record is from the annotation of a GenBank genome assembly.